AUGGCGUUAAUAAGGUGCUCAUUCAGGUGGAUCAAGCCCUUGGCUGCAAAUCCCUGGUUGCUUAUACUUAUCCUCUUUUCUAUGCAACAUGUAUAUGCGAGCGGAAAGAAGUUUAUUGGGCCUUGCGGAGGAAGAGACUGCUCAGUUUGCCAGUGCUUUCCUGAAAAAGGGUCUCGGGGUCAACCAGGACCAUCAGGACCACAGGGUCCUAUUGGACCCCUGGGACUGCCAGGACCCAUUGGAAUUCCAGGAGAGAAAGGGAUGAGAGGUGACAGUGGCCCUCCUGGAGCAGCAGGUGACAAAGGUGAUAAGGGUCCAACUGGUGUUCCAGGAUUUCCAGGUUUGGAUGGCAUACCUGGGCACCCAGGGCCUCCUGGAUCCAGAGGCAAGCCUGGCAUGCAUGGCUACAAUGGCUCAAGAGGUGAUCCAGGGUUUCCCGGAGAAAGAGGAGUUCCUGGACCAAGAGGCCCCCCAGGUCUUCCUGGGGAAUAUGGAGAGAAAGGAAAUUCCGUGUUCAUUUUAGGUGCCAUUAAAGGAAUUCAGGGCGACAGAGGGGCCCCAGGACCUCCCGGCUUGCCGGGACCCAGGGGUGCAAGGGGACCAGCGGGCCCAAUGGGACAUCCGGGCGACCCUGGGUUAGCGGGUGCUCCGGGCCAUCCUGGGAGACCAGGCUUGAAGGGUAAUCCUGGCGUGGGAGUGAAGGGGCAAAUGGGAGACCCGGGUGAAGUUGGCCAGGAGGGUUCUCCUGGACCCACCUUACUGGUACAGCCACCUGAUUCCUGCCUGUAUAAAGGAGAAAAGGGCAUAAAAGGAAUGCCUGGUAUAACCGGACCUCCAGGACCACCGGGACCCAAGGGAGAACCUGGAUUUGGGGCCAAAGGAGAGAAGGGGAUCCCUGGGUUCUCAGGACCUCGGGGUGAUCCUGGUUCCUAUGGAUUGCCAGGUUUUCCAGGAUUAAAGGGGGAACCAGGACUGUUUGGAGAUCCUGGAUCAUUUGGAUUUCUUGGCCCAAAGGGGGACCCUGGAGAUCGCGGGUACCCAGGACCACCGGGUGUUUUGGUAACUCCAUCUCUUCCACUCAAAGGCCCCCCUGGGGAUCCGGGGCAUCCUGGCCGCCACGGAGAAACGGGGUCUAUUGGACCACCCGGUCCACCUGGUCCGUCAGGACCGCCAGGGGAAUCCUGUGCAGGCAUGAUGGGACCCCCUGGGCCAAGAGGGUUUCCGGGUCAUCCAGGAUUUCCAGGGGCAGCCGGUGUCCCGGGGAGAGCUGAGGCCACUCCAGGGAAACCAGGGGACCCGGGACCACCUGGGUUGCCCGGAGCUCCAGGACUGCAGGGCCCUCCGGGAUCUGAUGUUAUAUAUUGCAGUGCUGGGCACCCUGGACCACAAGGAAUAAAAGGCAAAGCGGGUCCUCCAGGAAGAAGAGGCUCAAAAGGAGAAAAAGGAGACGCAGGGCUCUGUGCCUGUGAGCCUGGCCCCAUGGGCCCACCAGGCCCUCCGGGACUUCCUGGGAGGCAGGGUAGUAAGGGAGACUUGGGGCUCCCUGGGUGGCUUGGAGAGAAAGGUCAUCCAGGCCCUCCGGGUGCUGAAGGAUCUCCAGGACCACCAGGAAAACCCGGUGCUGCAGGGCCACCUGGCAGUAAAGGAGAAAAGGGUGACCUGGUUGUAUCAAGAGUGAAAGGGCAGAAAGGAGAAAGGGGUCCUGACGGGCUCCCAGGAUUUCCAGGGCAACAGGGACAACAUGGCCGUGAUGGACUUCCUGGAAGAAGGGGGGAACCAGGACCCCCGGGGGAUCAUGAAGCUGCAGUCCCAGGUGAUAGAGGGUCUCCUGGAUUGCCAGGGCCCCCGGGCAGAACAGGACCUAAGGGGAAACCAGGACUAGGAUUUCCCGGCCCACCAGGAGAGAGGGGGCCACCAGGAGCUCCAGGCCGUCCCGGCGAGAGGGGCCUUGCAGGCUUGAAGGGUCAGAAAGGAGAAACAAUUUCUUGUAACAUAACCUACCCUGGGAGACCAGGGCCUCCAGGUUUUGAUGGACGUCCAGGACCAAAGGGACUUCCGGGCCCUCGGGGAGCCCCAGGGUUGAGGUGUUUGGAUGGGCCAAAGGGUCAGCGUGGCAAACCAGGAAUAUCAGAAAUACCUGGUCCACCUGGUUUCCGUGGUGACGUGGGAGAUCCAGGUUUUGGAGGUGAAGCGGGGUCCUCCCUUCCCGGGCCCCCAGGCGCUCCCGGUUCUCGCGGAGCAAAUGGUCAGAAAGGACUCAUGGGAGACACUGCCUAUGGCCCCCCAGGCCCCUCGGGAGACAGAGGUUUUUCAGGGGUGCCGGGCUCAAAAGGACACAGAGGUGACCCAGGACACCCAGGCUUUGCAGGGCCAGCUGGCUUGCCCGGGUUCCCAGGAUUCAAAGGGCCCAGAGGCAGAGAGGGAAGCGCUGGGUUCCCCGGGAUCCCAGGCCCACCUGGCCAGUCCUGUGAGAGAGGCGCCCCAGGGACACCAGGGCAGCCGGGACUCCCUGGGGCUCCGGGCAGUCCAGGUGCCCCAGGUUGGAAAGGACAGCGAGGGGAUGUGGGGCCUCCUGGUCCAGCUGGAAUGAAGGGCCUCCCUGGAGUCCCAGGACGGCCAGGGGUAGAUGGAGCCCCAGGACCCCCAGGAAUCCCAGGCCCCUUAGGUGAUGACGGACUGCCUGGUCUUCCGGGCCCAAAGGGAUCCCAGGGGCUGCCUGGCUUCCCAGGUUUUCCAGGGGAGAGAGGAAAGCCUGGCCUGGAGGGGGACCCCGGCACUAAGGGGGAACCAGGAGAGAGGGGUCGGCCUGGCUUGCUCGGAGACCGGGGCAUGAAAGGCGUCAAAGGAGCACGGGGACCCCCAGGAGAUGAAGGAGAGAUGGCCGUAAUUUCCCUAAAGGGGAAAACUGGAGAACCUGGACCUCCUGGAGAUAGUGGAUUCCCAGGAGAAGAAGGUGAUAAAGGCCAUCCCGGGAUGCAGGGGAGGAGAGGAGAGCCGGGAAGAUACGGACCACCUGGAUUUCACAGAGGGGAGCCUGGUAGAACCGGGCAGCCGGGGCUCCCUGGAGCCCCAGGCCCUCCAGGCUCACCCGGGCUCAGAGGGAUUAUUGGUUUUCCGGGCUUCCCAGGUGACCAGGGUGAGCCAGGUUCUCCAGGGUCCCCUGGACUUUCAGGAAUCGAUGGAAAGAAAGGCCCUAAAGGAGAGCAAGGGGACCCUGCUAGUCAGUUCGGCCCACCUGGUCCAGAGGGAGAACCAGGCAGCCCUGGAUGUCCAGGACAUCUUGGGGCACCUGGAGAGCGGGGCUUGCCCGGUGUUCAAGGGCCCAGAGGACCACCUGGAAGGCCAGGACUUCCUGGCUCCUCUGGACCACCAGGCUGUCCAGGUGACCCAGGGGUGCCUGGGCUGAAGGGACAUCCAGGAGAAAUGGGGGCUCCUGGGCCAAGAGGCAUGACGGGAGAUCCGGGGGCACCAGGCCUUCCAGGAAUAAAAGGUCCCCCCGGGUUGCCUGGUCUGAAUGGCUUGCAUGGUUUAAAGGGUCAGAAAGGAUCCAAAGGCGCUUCAGGUUUGCAUGAAGUGGGCCCACCUGGUCCAAUGGGCAUACCUGGGCCGAAAGGGGAGACCGGAGACCCGGGGAGCCCAGGAAUUUCUCCCCCAGGACUUCCUGGAGGAAGAGGUCCCCCCGGGCCCCCAGGGCGACCUGGAUCACCUGGGCCUGAAGGUGCCAAAGGAAGAGCCCCUAUAGGCGUCAUUCCUGACCCGGGUCCACCCGGAGAUCAGGGACCCCCCGGCCCUGAUGGUCCAAGAGGAGCACCCGGGCCUCCGGGCCCCCCUGGGAGUGUUGACCUUCUAAAAGGGGAACCAGGAGACCGGGGUCUGCCGGGUCCCCCGGGUCCCCCGGGCCCACCAGGCCCUCCAGGACGCAAAGGCUUCCCGGGAUGUGAUGGAAAAGAUGGCCAGAAAGGACCAAUUGGAUUCCCAGGACCGCAGGGGCCACCUGGACUUCCAGGACUACCUGGGGAGAAGGGUUUGCCUGGCUUUCCAGGCAGCCCAGGGCCCCCUGGGCACCCAGGUGCCAGAGGUGAACCAGGGCCACCAGCAGAUGUGGAUUCCUGCCCCCGAAUCCCUGGGCUUCCUGGGGUACCAGGCCCAAGAGGACCAGAAGGAAGCAUGGGGCCCCCUGGAAUGAGAGGCCCCCCAGGAGCAGGGUGCAAAGGAGAGCCGGGGCCGGAUGGCAGGAGGGGUGAGGACGGCCUCCCAGGGCCUCCUGGGCCUCCUGGAAGCAGAGGAGACGCGGGAGAAGCCGGCUGUCCUGGAGCACCAGGCCCUCCUGGGCCCAUUGGGGAGCCCGGGCCCAAAGGUUUUGGGCCUGGAUACCUCAGUGGCUUCCUCCUGGUUCUCCACAGUCAGACAGAUGGAGAGCCCUCCUGCCCGGCCGGCAUGCCCACGCUCUGGACGGGCUACAGUCUGUUAUACCUGGAAGGACAGGAGAAGGCUCACAGUCAAGACCUCGGUCUGCCGGGGUCUUGCCUUCCCAUGUUCAGCACACUGCCCUUUGCCUACUGUAACAUCCACCAAGUGUGCCACUACGCCCGGAGAAAUGACCGGUCGUACUGGCUGGCCAGCGCCGCGCCCCUGCCCAUGAUGCCACUCUCGGAAGAGGAGGUCCGCCCGUACAUCAGCCGCUGUGCCGUGUGCGAGGCCCCGGCUCAGGUGAUAGCGCUGCACAGCCAAGACCAGUCCAUCCCCCCGUGUCCCCGGACCUGGAGGAGCCUCUGGAUCGGAUACUCGUUCCUGAUGCACACAGGGGCGGGGGACCAAGGAGGCGGGCAGGCCCUCAUGUCACCUGGCAGCUGCCUGGAGGAUUUCCGAGCGGCGCCGUUCCUCGAAUGCCAAGGCCGCCAGGGAACGUGCCACUUUUUUGCAAACGAGUAUAGCUUCUGGCUGACAACGGUGAGGCCAGACCUGCAGUUUUCCUUGGUGCCAUCGCCAGACACCUUAAAAGAAAGCCAGGCCCAGCGGCAAAGAAUCAGCAGGUGUCAGGUCUGCAUGAAAUACAGCUAG
Hyaena hyaena (striped hyena) is the source of this 5061-nucleotide messenger RNA. It is a transcript of the gene COL4A4, whose product is annotated as collagen type IV alpha 4 chain. Bases 1 to 5061 code for a protein of 1686 amino acids. NCBI's taxonomy places the organism in Eukaryota, Metazoa, Chordata, Mammalia, Carnivora, Hyaenidae. Gene Ontology annotation, cellular component: collagen trimer. Gene Ontology annotation, molecular function: extracellular matrix structural constituent. The record is from RefSeq and is a predicted model, not a curated record. The transcript is spliced from 47 exons.